GCGUUUUGAAAUCAAUAGGCAAACAAGGACAGAUGGGUUUUAUUUAGUUUAAACAUAUCGGAUAUAUAAAUCUGCUGGUUUUACAUUUAUUUAUUUUAUUUUAUUUUUUUGAUUGUUGAGUUUUGAGCGUUGAGCGCGAGUGCAAAACGGCGAAAGCGAAAUGCCUUUUUAUACCCUCAAAGUCAAAUACGAGAACCCCAGAGCCUACGAGCAAUUCGGGAGGGAUAUCCAGAACACAGUAAAAGCCAAGUACGGCGAAAAAGGCGCUUGGGAUUUCAAGCAGCUUAUCGCGGAGCCGGGUUCGUUUCCGCCGACGCAGUUUACUAUCUUCGAAGUGCCAGAGGACGUUUCGUUGGGUGAAUUAUUGGGGGUUAAGUUGGGGGAGGGUGUUUCUACUGAUAUUGAGGGGAUUUGAGUGGUGUUGAUAUUGUAUAUUCGAAUGAGAAGAAAUUAGUGAGGGAUGGGGGUGUAGGAUAGGAUAAUACUACCGGUUC
This is a messenger RNA of Aspergillus glaucus CBS 516.65, 494 nucleotides long. RefSeq lists its product as uncharacterized. The transcript has 4 exons. Bases 161 to 415 code for a protein of 84 amino acids. The record is from RefSeq and is a predicted model, not a curated record. NCBI's taxonomy places the organism in Eukaryota, Fungi, Ascomycota, Eurotiomycetes, Eurotiales, Aspergillaceae.